UUUUACCCUAUUUUGAGCAGUUGUGAUCAGUGCUAUUUAUGGACCAAAUCAGUAAUGAUGGACACGACCAUUUGCCAUGUGCUUCACUUAUGGCCAGCAGCAACAGCGUAGUACGGUACGAAUGAGGUAGGCGUAUGCCUAAACGUCUCUGAGGUUAAACGUUCCAAGGAUAAUGUCGCUGUAUCGCAACACAGUCUGGCUGUUCAAAGGCCUAAGGGAGUACACACGGGAUGGAUAUGAACGGGCAGCUCGGAAUUUCCAUGAAGAGGAUAUGAAGGUUGACUGCAAAGGGAAGAAGAUUGUAAUCACUGGUUCCAACAGUGGAAUUGGAAAGGUCAUGGCAGCUAAAGUGGCCAAGUUAAAUGCUCAAGUCCACAUGGUCUGCCGUGAUGUACAGAAAGGUGAACAGGUUCGCCAGGAAAUCAUGAAACAAUCAGGAAAUAAUGAUGUUCAUUUGCACCAACUGGACUUGUCAAAGCUAAAGGAUGUGGAGAUGUUUGCUGCCUCCUUUGCUGAGAAAUACUCCCCAAUAGAUGUUUUGAUCAACAAUGCAGGAGUGUUAAUGGACUCAUGGGUUUUGACAGAAGAAGGUGUGGAGAAGACAUUUGCUGUGAAUACAGCUGGCUUACAUCUCUUGACCAAAGGGCUGAUCAAAGCACUGGAGUCUUCCCCAAAUCCCCGUGUGGUCAUUGUCUCUUCUGGUGGGAUGCUGGUCCAGAAACUAAAUAAGGAUGACAUCAAUAUGGAGUCCUUGAAGGGCAAGCACUUUGAUGGCACUAUGGCAUAUGCCAGGACUAAGAGACAAGAGGUGGAGCUAACAGAGGUCUAUGCCAAGAAAUAUCCCAAAAUCUGGUGGAGCAGCAUGCACCCAGGCUGGUCAGAUACACCAGGAGUCCAAGAUUCCAUGCCCAGUUUCUACAACCGGAUGAAGGAUCGACUCCGCACACCAGAGCAGGGAGCCGACACUGCCAUCUGGCUGGCUGUCUCUCCAGCUGCUACCAAAAAUCCUUCAGGGCUUUUCUAUCAGGAUCGAGCACCUGCAAGUACCCACCUUCCCUUGGCUUGGACUCACUCUAACAAUGCUGAGAAGGAGGCAUUCUAUGAUGCUAUUGAAAACUUCUGUGACAGGAUCCUCAAACCCUCAAUGUCUCCACAGUAAAAUUGGAAUGAAAUUUUUUGUCAUACUUUAUACAAAGUAUUGCCAGAUGAAGGCAUAUAUGUUAUUGAUCACUUUAUUAUAAGUGUAUUUUCUGCUGUUUUUCAUGAAGGAAGACUCUCAUGAUGUCCAACACAUGAUACCCGUCUUUUGAUUCAAUAACGUUUUGUAUAACCAUUGGAGUAAAGACAAUAACUCUGAUGAGAAUGGCAGGUAUCACAGAGGUGGCAGAUUCAUUCCUUCUAUGAUCCAGGCAAGGGAAUCCCUGAAAAAUAAAAAGCUUUAAUUAUAUUUUUUAUUCAUACUUGAAAGAAUGACUUGAUGAAAGGGACAAGUAAAAAUCCAGAACCUUGUAGAAGAAGAGAGUCAAAGGCCAUAGUCCACCCCCUUCCAGUCACAUUGGAGCUGGCCACAUAUCGAACCUCGACUGCAUUUGUUUCACCAUUGAAGGUUGAGGGUUGUUCCUGUGCAGAAAUGAUUCCCAAAAUUUACUCCCA
This is a messenger RNA of Darwinula stevensoni, 1653 nucleotides long. NCBI's taxonomy places the organism in Eukaryota, Metazoa, Arthropoda, Ostracoda, Podocopida, Darwinulidae. The record is from the annotation of a GenBank genome assembly.